AUGUCAGUAACAAAAGUCGUAAGUCCAGCUAAUUCAGGAGACUUUUAUAGAUUUCAAAAUUUUCAUAAAGUUGUAGUCUUUUUUGGAUUUAACUAUACCAAAUAUAGUCCAGAAAACCAUUUUUUAAAAUCGAUCGCUUUAUCAAAAAAUAAAAAUAGUGCAGAAAUAAUUGAAAAAUAUUGCAAUGAAUUAAAUAUCAAACCAGAGGAAUUAAGACAGUUACAAACAGAUGUCAACAUCUUACAUAAAACUAUUGGCAAUCAAAAAUCUAUUAUUUUUUCAAAAGUCGAUAUCACAGAUAAAAGCAAAUAUCAUCCAUUAAAAGAUAUUUUAGAAAGCAAUGAAAAAUACAGAAAAGAUAAAAUCGAAAAAAUUCUUAAAUUUGUGAAAGAGAAAAAUAUCAACAUUACAAUCCCAGACUAUGUCAAAGAAAGAAUCUUUAUUAAUGUUGAUCACGACUAUUCUCUUGAUAUCAAAUCCAAAACAAAAGAGGAAUUCAAAAACGAAAAAGGAGAUAAAGAAGAGAACAAACCCCAAAAUGAAGAAAAAUACUAA
Dictyostelium purpureum is the source of this 555-nucleotide messenger RNA. RefSeq lists its product as uncharacterized. The coding region runs from base 1 to 555 and encodes 184 amino acids. The record is from RefSeq and is a predicted model, not a curated record. The transcript is spliced from 2 exons. NCBI's taxonomy places the organism in Eukaryota, Evosea, Eumycetozoa, Dictyosteliales, Dictyosteliaceae.